Sorex araneus (European shrew) is the source of this 13779-nucleotide messenger RNA. RefSeq names its product calsyntenin 2 (gene CLSTN2). The record is from RefSeq and is a predicted model, not a curated record. The transcript has 17 exons. Lineage: Eukaryota; Metazoa; Chordata; Mammalia; Eulipotyphla; Soricidae. Gene Ontology annotation, cellular component: postsynaptic membrane; cell surface. Gene Ontology annotation, molecular function: amyloid-beta binding; kinesin binding; X11-like protein binding. The coding region runs from base 108 to 2987 and encodes 959 amino acids. Gene Ontology annotation, biological process: positive regulation of synapse assembly; homophilic cell-cell adhesion; positive regulation of synaptic transmission.
CGCGGGGUCCGCGCCAGUGAGCGCAGCUGCUGCCGGCGAGCGGCGGGCGGCGGGCGGCGGGCACGGCAGGCCGGGCGACCCCGGGGGCGGCGGCGGCGGCGGCGACGAUGCGGCCCGCAAGGCUGGGCUGGUGGCCGUUCCUGCUGGCGCUGGGCGUGGGGAGCAGCAUCGGCGGCGGCGGCGGGGACAGCCGGCGGCACCGCCUUCUCGCGGCGAAAGUCAACAAGCACAAGCCCUGGAUCGAGACUUCCUAUCACGGAGUCAUUACGGAAAACAAUGACACCGUCAUCCUGGACCCACCUCUGGUAGCCCUGGAUAAAGAUGCGCCUGUUCCCUUUGCAGGGGAAAUCUGUGCCUUCAAGAUCCACGGCCAGGAGCUGCCCUUUGAGGCCGUGGUGCUCAAUAAGACCUCGGGCGAGGGCCGGCUGCGCGCCCGGAGCCCCAUCGACUGCGAGCUGCAGAAGGAGUACACGUUCAUCAUCCAGGCCUACGACUGCGGCGCCGGGCCCCGCGAGACCGCCUGGAAGAAGUCGCACAAAGCUGUGGUCCACAUCCAGGUGAAGGACGUCAAUGAGUUCGCCCCCACCUUCAAGGAGCCGGCCUACAAGGCGGUGGUGACCGAGGGCAAGAUCUACGACAGCAUCCUGCAGGUGGAGGCCGUGGACGAGGACUGCUCCCCGCAGUACAGCCAGAUCUGCAACUAUGAAAUCGUCACCACUGACGUGCCAUUUGCCAUCGACAGAAAUGGCAACAUCAGGAACACGGAGAAGCUGAGCUAUGACAAGCAGCGGCAGUACGAGAUCCUGGUGACAGCCUACGACUGUGGGCAGAAGCCAGCGGCACAGGACACCCUGGUGCAGGUGGACGUGAAGCCGGUGUGCAAGCCGGGCUGGCAAGACUGGACCAAGAGGAUCGAGUAUCAGCCCGGCUCGGGGAGUGUGCCCCUGUUUCCCAGCAUCCACCUGGAGACGUGUGACGGGGCCGUGUCCUCCAUCCAGAUCACCACCGAGCUGCAGACCAACUACAUCGGCAAGGGCUGCGACCGCGAGACCUAUUCAGAGAAGUCCCUACAGAAGUUAUGCGGUGCCUCCUCCGGCAUCAUCGACCUCUUGCCGUCCCCCAGCGCCGCCACCAACUGGACAGCAGGGCUGCUGGUGGACAGCAGCGAGAUGAUCUUCCGGUUCGACGGCCGCCAGGGGGCCAAGAUCCCGGAUGGGAUCGUGCCCAAGAACCUGACGGACCAGUUCACCAUCACCAUGUGGAUGAAGCACGGCCCCAGCCCGGGCGUGAGGGCCGAGAAGGAGACCAUCCUCUGCAACUCGGAUAAGACGGAAAUGAACCGGCAUCACUACGCCCUGUACGUGCACAACUGCCGCCUGGUCUUCUUGCUGCGCAAGGACUUCGACCAGGCCGACACCUUCCGCCCUGCAGAGUUCCACUGGAAGCUGGACCAGAUUUGUGACAAAGAGUGGCAUUACUAUGUCAUCAACGUGGAGUUUCCUGUAGUUACCUUAUACAUGGAUGGAGCAACAUACGAGCCAUACCUGGUGACCAACGAUUGGCCCAUUCAUCCAUCACACAUCGCCAUGCAGCUUACGGUUGGAGCUUGUUGGCAAGGGGGGGAAGUGACCAAGCCGAGGUUUGCUCAGUUCUUCCACGGCAGCCUGGCCAGCCUCACCAUCCGCCCAGGGAAGAUGGACAGCCAGAAGGUCAUCUCCUGCCUGCAGGCCUGCAAGGAAGGGCUGGACAUUAACUCCCUGGAGAGCCUGGGCCAGGGAAUCAAGUACCACUUCAACCCCUCGCAGUCUGUGCUGGUGAUGGAGGGGGACGACAUAGGGAACAUCAACCGCGCCCUGCAGAAGGUCUCCUACAUCAACUCCAGGCAGUUCCCCACGGCGGGGGUGCGGCGCCUCAGAGUCUCUUCCAAAGUGCAGUGCUUCGGGGAGGACGUGUGCAUCAGCAUCCCUGACGUGGACGCCUUCGUGAUGGUGCUGCAGGCCAUGGAACCCCAGAUCACCCUCCAUGGCACCGAGCACCUCUGGAGACCCGCCGCCCAGUUUGAAAGCCCCAGAGGGGUGGUCCUCUUCCCCGACCUCAAGAUCCUCAGCACCUUGGCCAGAGCCGAGGCCCCGGGAGACUCGCAGCAAACCACAGCCCCCAAAUCACCCUUCUUAGAAGAAAUGCUCCACAACUUAGACUUCUGUGACAUUCUGGUGCUGGGAGGAGACUUGGACCCAAGACAGGAGUGCUUGGAGCUCAACCACAGCGAACUCCACCAACGCCACCUGGACGCCACCAACUCCAGCGCGGGCUACUCCAUCUAUGGUGUGGGCUCCAUGAGCCGCUAUGAGCAGGUCCUGCACCAUAUCCGAUAUCGUCACUGGCGUCCGGCAUCCCUAGAGGCCCGGAGGUUCCGGGUCAAGUGCUCGGAACUCAACGGACGCUACACCAGCAAUGAGUUCAAUCUGGAGGUCAGCGUUCUGCAUGAGGCCCGCGUGGCCGAUGAGGAGCAUGUCAACCACCUGAUCGUGCAGCCGCCCUUCCUGCAAUCUGUCCACCACCCUGAGACCCAGAUCAGCAUCCGGCGUGGGUCAGUGGUCCCCAGCAUCGCCACGGUGGUCAUCAUCAUCUCCGUCUGCAUGCUCGUCUUCGUCGUGGCCAUGGGCGUCUACCGGGUCCGCAUCGCACACCAGCACUUCACCCAGGAGAGCGAGGCGGCCAAGGAGGCCGAGAUGGACUGGGAUGACUCGGCGCUCACCAUCACCGUCAACCCCAUGGAGAAGCACCAGGAGCCCGCGCGAGGGGAAGAGGAGACGGAGGACGAGGAGGAGGAGGAAGCCGAGGAAGGCGUGAGCUCCAGCAGCAGCAGCGACUCCUACGACAGCGAGGAGGAGGUGGAGGAGGCCGGGCUGGGCAGGGGCAGGGGCGGGCAGGGUGCCGCCAGGCAAGCCCAGCUGGAGUGGGACGACUCCACCCUCCCCUACUAGCGCGGCCCCGCCCCUUUUGUAAGCCCGCCCCCUUGUCUGCCUGAGCCUAUCACAUGUCGCCUCUAAUUUCCCAGCGGGGGUGGGGCAAGCCUCCCUGGACCGCCCGCGUCAACCUUGGCCUCGUCCUGUGUCCCAGUCCUGGGGCCCGUCCAGGAAGCCAGCAUCCUGCUCCUGGGCAGCCCUGGGAGGACUUUGUCUCCUGCCCUGGGCUCACUCCACGUCCAGGAUCUGCAGAGCUCGGCCUUGGCUCUCCCCCGGGCGGGGGAUGGACAAGCUCAGUCUCUGCGGCUCACCUAGCCUCGCGCCCCACCCCAGCCCACUUCCACUCCUAGUUCUGUGUUCCUAGGGCCCUUGGGUUCCAACUCACUGUGCAUCCCCCUCCCCUCAACCCCUCCUAAUUCCCUGAGCAGACCAACAGGUUCCCUUCCCUGCCCCCUUCCCACGGCAGAGUGGUGGGACUUACAACCCCGAGAUCUCAGUCUUUAGGACCGGAAAGGCAAGUUUGGCGGGAGGCAGAAUGAAGUUCCAGGGAAAAGUCCCCAGGAACGGCCAGACCCGCACGGGCCGGUGCCAGGAGGCGUAGACAGGCUGCUAAACCCGCACAUGCGCGUCACACACAGCCACACACACUCCGGAGGGCAGAAUCGCUUCCUUUGCCCUUUCUGAGGUCACAUCAGGCCAGACAAAAAUCGGAAAGUGAAGAUAAGCCAGAACAGGGUCUCUAGGACGUGCCCACAGACCCCUACCGCCUGACACACCUCGGGCCUGGCAGCAUCUCACGUACUGAGCCCCAGGAAAUGCCCAGGACUCAGCUGGAGAUGACGGGGAAAGGGGGGGGCAUUUCCUAGCCUGGGGGACAGCCCAGAGAUUGACAAGUCGCUCCCCACUUAGUCGAUGGCUCUUCGGCCCUAUUUCAUGCGUCUUUGAGGAAAUGUCUUCCUCCUGGAGGUGUGGGGGCAAGUGGGAACUGCACCAAGUCUGAAACGAGAGUUGGAGGGAGAUUUUGCCGCUGGGAAUUAGAAGCACAUUUGGAUAAUAGUCUCCUUUCUUCUUCUCCUCAUAAAAGGCGCCACACUUCGGGUAGAGGGCAGAUACAUCUAAAAACCUCAUUUCUUUCCUCCUUCUUGUUUUAAUAAGGAAAUCUUUCCCAUCUCCAUCCAACAGUGGACAGCUCCUGAGGACUGCUGUUGCUAUGGUGACCGGUGUGUGAUCUUUGUGGACAAGAGAAUAGCGGGCGGAAUUAGGGCCGGCACAGGACACCCCUCCCCCCCAGUCUCGGGGCCGGCUUUGUCCUUGGUGUGUACAGCCUGUCCCUUGCACAUUGGCGUGCCUGGGCACAGAGCUGGUCCCUAGACACCAUGGCAUUUGGGGUCCCCAAAAACCGUUAAGCCUCUGCUCAUUCUAUUUCCUGUAUCAGCUAAACGCAGUGGGUGAAUAAGGGGACCCUCCUUGCUCCUAGGCUGACAUCAACCUAGGGAGUCUCCAUCACCCACCUUUGCACCUCUGGAUUCUAGAAAACAACUGGGCAGUUUUCCUGGUUGCUUGAGUGUCUCUUGCAUCUGGUCCCUCCUAUGGUCUCACUGAACUCCUGGGAGGCAGUUGUUAGAUGCAUCACGAUGGGUAAACUGAGGUUCAGAGAUGCAGAGUGGCUCAGAGGGACAGACCAGACUGGAGUCCCUGUUUUCCUCUCAUGUCAUGCCCUCUACCCUGCUCUUCCUGUCCUCAUCUGGGCACUCACCAGGCCAUGCUGAGCACUUGCUCUGUGCUAAGCCUCAUCUAAAGCUAUGGAGAUGGCUAGAUAUGGGGACGGUUAGGCUAAGAGUAGGUCUGCAGGGGUGGGGCAGGAGGGCUACACGGCCUGAGGCUUCUUACGGAGUCCAUCUCGGAGAGUAAGAAGGGUGAGGAGAUGAAAGCCAGGAGGAAGGGGGCGUUGUCUCAGCAGAACCAGCCAGGGCCCUAGUCCCCCUUCUGAGAGGAAGAACCCCACCUGCUCUGGGCUCUGUCAUUGAAUGAAACAGACACAUCAGGGACCUCAGCCCUUCCUCUCGGGCAGCGGCUGCACGUCUGCAGGAGAAGCCCCUUAGUCCUCCCGGUGCCCGGAGUGGACUACAAAGAGACUCUCCGGGCAGGUGCGGGCAGAAGUUGCCCACACUCAGAGCCGUGAAAUGGAUGCUGUGUGUGUUUCGACUGAUCCUUCCUGAAUUGGAUUUGGUGGGAAAUAAUCAAGUCUGGGCUUCCAUGCGAGCACUUGGCUCAGCCUUUAGGUUUGAUGGGGGUGUCUAGCCCCCUCCUGCUGCCUGUUUCCCUGGGGUGGAGAAGUGUGGGCCAAGAGAAACCUAGGGGUGUGUUGGGAGGAGCAGGGAGGGGUGCAGGGGGUAGGGACAUUAACUGGGCAGCAGAGUUAGGUCUUUUGUGACUAAAGGCCAAUGCAGAGGAACAGUGGGGCCCAGCAGCGGUGGAGGUAGCUGUGAUUGGAAGGAACAGCUGAGCCAGAGCUCACCUUGCCAGGUGGUACCCAGAUGUGCUCUCUGGAGCUUGGAACCCCAAGUGAGCCAGAGAGGAGGAGGAGAAGGAAGUGGAGGGGGAGAAAGUGGAGGAAGAGGAAGAGGAAGUGGGAAAGGCCAGGGCAGAAUAGGGUGCCCAGUAGAGUGAAACCAUCCGUUGGUUGGUCGCCUGUCAUGGAUAAAGCUAAGGAGGGCUCUAGAUGGUCUCCUUCAGGGUUGUAACUCUGAUCCCAGUUCAUCUUGAGAGCAAAACUGUGACUGCGGUGGGAGACUCUCACGCCACUCUGAGACCACCCACAUCUGCAGCUGACAGGGCUGCACCACGCCGCUGGCAUGCUGCAGGGAGGGGGUCGCCGGUGGGGUCCCUGUUUCCUACUCCGCUACAGACCACAGGGGCAGCCAGCUGGAUCAGACCGGAGCCUCAGAGUGGGAGUUGGAGGCUCUGCAGACCCUGGGGUCGCAUCUCUGUCCCGGAAGCCCCCGUGCAACCCAGACACUGCAGGAACAGACGGCUCAGUGGCUGCACUCCCAGGAAGAGACUUGAGUUCCACGCCUUGAAAAAGUCGGCGAUUGGCAUUCAUGUGCUUUCUGUGUGUCUCGAAAUGUUACUGCCAUUUUGGUUUUUCAAUUUAAGCAUCCCACAGUAUAAAAGAGUUCUGGCGCCCUGCACUAAAGAGGAAAAAAAUAAAAAUAAAAGAAACGGCUGGUAGAUUUGGCCUGGGGGCUGCGGUUUACCCCCAUCACCUCAGCAAGCAAAGCAGCCACCCCCACCCCACCCUACCCCCAUUUGCCAAGGGGAAGCAAAUGAACUCAGCCGCCCCGUCCACCGACAGCUGUUCUGGACUUCUUGCCCCUAAAGAGCACCCCCAUCCUCCACCUCAGCUCUGAAUGCAGCACUUUUAGAAGUCGCCUUCUGGAAGAAUCCAAGCCCCUCACAGACACCCCUUCCUCCAGAUCAGAGCAUCCAGGGGUGGGGAAGCCUUCCUCUCCUUGGGGAGCAGCAUGCUGAAGCAGCAAGCAGGGGGGGGGGGAGGGAGGGGUCGGCCACGCCUUCCCUACAGGACUCCGCACUGCCUUCCAGGCAGGACUGUUGAUGGUCUUGGCUCGAUUUCCAGUUCAUGCCACUGCCCUAAAAAUAAGCCUAGAAGCUGAUGACUGCUGGAAUCAGGAGCGACAUAAUCAUUCGGAAGCCUGACCCAGCAUGCUUCCAAAUGAGCCAUCUUCUUGGCUCUGUGAUUCGAUAUUGGCAAGAAGGAGAGAAGAAGACAGCUUUGUCACAACCUUCCUCUCGCUGAAAUGCUCCAGACUUUUUUUUUUUUGUAAAACUGUUCACAAAAAAGAAAAAAUCAAUCUGGGUGUGGUUUCAUGCUUGGACAGAAUUUGCCUUGACUCAACGAGGAUUUGCUGGUGAGACUGUUUGCCGGGCUUUGGGGUGCCCUCACCUCAGAAACCUUCUGCAUGCACAGGAGGGGUCCCACUGCAGGCUGGGCACCGUCCUCUCGCUGGCUGAGGUCUGUACUGGGAUGAGAGCAAUGCCUUGGCACGAUUUCAUGUUCCUCCAGCCCCUUUCCGGCUGUGGACAGAAGAACCUGACAAGUUUUCAAGCUGCUUCUGCCCUUCCCCAUCCUCCCUGGUUUUACUUUAUACAUCCCACCACAUCCUGUCUUGUGAGCGUUUUUUCCUUUUGGCACCAUCUAGGAAAGGCAAGCUGGCUUUACAAGGGCUGUCGAUGAAAAGCCACACUUGCUUCUCCCCCAGGGAGGCAGAAAGACAGAGCCCCCCACCCCCACCCACCUCUGCCAUCUCCCCUGGAAAGCAGCCCAAGUCACCCGAUGCCAUCAGGGCGCAGAUGGGCUUCUCCAUUUGCGGCUCUCUCCCUGGAAUCCUGCUCCGUGAGAGCCCAGGAGGGCUGAGGCCCUGUCCCAAGGCCCCAGGCUGGGAAUGAAUGAAUGAGACCAGGCCCUGUCUUGGUGGGCUCCUAGCCCUGCCUGCUGCUUGCGGGGUGGGGGUGGGGUCCUCUGCCCUGUUGGAAGCUGCUCUCUGAGCAGGUAAGACUUGGGGGCAUCCCACUUUAGCAGACAUCCGCUCUGCACCUGGCCGUAGGGAUAAUUCGGGAAUCUCAGGGAAGUGUCCACACUUACGAGUCGGUUCAUGGGCCUUGAAAGGUGAUCAUGGGGCUGGAGCGAUAGUACAGCAGGUAGGGCACUUUCCUUGCAUGCAGCCGACCCAAGUUCGAUUCCCGGCAUCCAUAGGGUCCCCAGAGCACCGUCAGGAGUAAUUCCUGAGUGCAGAGCCAGGAGGAACCCCUGAGCAUCUCUGGGUGUGACCCAAAAAGCAAAAGGAAAAAAAAAAGAAGAAAGGUGAUCAGCUCACGCCCAGGGCAGAAAUGCCAUGACUGAGGACUGCAGUUCAGUGGCACUCGGGCCACCAAAAGGGAAUUCUGCAGCAGGGCCAGCAGGUGACCAGGCCCCGGAAGUCAGCACAGAAGCUCAGGAUCAUGGGCGGCCGAGCAAGGCCCUUGCCAAGGAGCAGCUUGACGGCAGGACGCACGGCUGGAAACCCCAGUCAGAGUCACGGGCUCGGGAGCCUGCAGGGUCGCACACACAGUGUGGGCGUUUCCAUGUGCGGUCCCCAAGUGGGCAGCACCAGCCUGGCUGGCAACACCUGGAAAAAGCAAAUUCUGAUCCCCCCACCCCCCCCCCCAAGGGGCAGGGCCUGAAGUCUGUGUGAAGGUCCGAGCAGAAGUCUGCAAGCUUUUGACGGGAGGAGGAGCGUGGUCUUGGCUGGUGUCAGGAAGAGACUCUAGACUGGACAAAAUGACUCAUCGCCAGGUUGAAGCCACGAAGGACCCCAAGCCGAGUGGCCCCUCCAGGCUCCCCAUCUUGCUCCCAGCAUAGCGGCUUCAGCUUCAGGCGGGCCGGGUCCUCGCGGCCGCUGCUCCCCUCCCACGGCUGGGCCGCUCGUUGCUCCUGCGUUUGCCUCCCGGACAGGCCGCCUUGCAGGCUGCCAGAACCACACAGUGAGACCAGAGUGGUAGUCCCACACGGAUGGAGACCUGGUCCCCACACUGGUGGGGGGCCUGGCACGGAACACAGGGAGCACAGUUAAGGACACCGCCUCACCAGACUGCUGCUCCUCUGACAUGGGACUAUAGCGUACGCGGGACCCCCCCAGGGGCCCCCUGGGGGGAGAAGGCAUGGCUGCUCUCGGGAGGCGGUACCUUCUGGAUGUUCUGAAGAGAGACAAGGUGGGCGCGGAGAGAUGGUACGGUGAAUAAGGCACUCGCCUUAUGUACGGCGGACCUGAGUUCAAUCCACGGCAUCCUGUACAGUCUUCCAAGCACUGCCCGGAGUGUUUCCCGAGUGCAGAGCCAGGAGUAGUCCCUGAGCACCGCUGGGCGCGGCCCAAUAAAAACAACAACUCAAAGCAGCUACGUAAACCUGCGGUCUUGCUGCAGACAGGCCCUGACCCGCCUCUCCUCUCUAAGGCCUUCAGGGGUGAUGGGCGCCCUGAGGACCCCCCCCCCCCCGCUCCUCAGUGCCAGCCACCUGACAAUUAUUUUAUGCUUUGGAUUUAUGGCUGCAACCCUGCAGUGGCCUGCCAGCUUCUGCAGGACUACGGGGUGCUUUGUCCACCACGUGCACCUAACUGGGGUUACAUAGUGAGUCUGGGGUCAGAGGUCAGGACCCUGGCGGGGAAGGCUGGAAGAAUGGCCUGAAAAGUCAUGUGAGCUCCUGCUUUCCUACCCUUUCAUUCCUGAGAACCCAGUUCCCUCACAAAGAGAGUCCCAGCCGGCAUCUCCUCAGCAGUGCCCUCGCUGAAAUCCUCCAAACGCCUCAAGGAAGUGCCCCUCUCCACGGCUUAUUCUGUGGGCAGGUUUUCUGGUGAAAUGUAUCUUCUGUGCAGGAAAAACUUGUCGCUCACAGUUUUACAACAGGCCAAGAGAACAUGGAUGGCUGGCUGGUCGUUUACUGCUGAGAGUACCUAGGGACAAGAUGAUGAGAAUGUUUUCUUUCAGUCACUUCCUGUCACAGAAGAGUAUUUUCUGCAGCCUGGCCUCUCGGCACAUUCUCUGGUAAAAUAUUUCUUUACCAAAGCCUUAAGACAAUUGUCUGUGUUUCUCGGAAGUCAGUCAUAUCUACAGCCUCCCCGUGAAAUCACAGGACAAAGAAUGAUGUGGCAGAAAUGAAUGAAGAACAAGAAAUAGCAUGGUAGGGAGUGAGUAAAGGACAAAGAAUGGGAUAGAGGAAGUGAAUGAAGGACAAGGAAUGGAGGAGCAGGCAGUGGGUGUAUUAAUCACAAUGGUGACAGAAAGUAGGUAAAAGACAGGCAGUGAUGGUGUGGCAGGAAGUAGAUGGAGAAGUUUUUCAAAAAAGCAGAAUGGGGGCCAGAGUGAUAGUACAGCGGGUAGGGCCUUGCACACAGCCGGCUCGAGUUCAAUCCCCGGCAUCCCAUAUGGUCCCCCAAGCAGAGCCAGGACUAACCCCUGAGCAUCGCUGGAUGUGACCCAAAAAGAAAAAAAAAAGCAGAAUGGGUUCUGCUCACAUUGGCAGGCCUGGCUGUGCCCCUAAACAGGCAGAACCAGAACAGGAGAUACUAAAGACUGAGGGUCAGGAGUUCAGAUCCAGCCGGGACGGGGACAAGUGCAUGAGAGGAAGUCUGGGCACCCUUGAGAUUUGCCCUUGGGCAGCCUUUCACAGUUGUCACAGACAAUAGCCAGAGCUAUACCCCAAUACUAGCAGGGUAUCCCCCCAUCACGAGAGAAGAGGAGCUGAUAUCGCUGAACCUACUAGGUGACACAGGUCAGGUGUCACGCAUGAAAACUUUCUGUUGAAUAGCACGGAGCCAUCCUGACUUCCCAGGUGCCUGAGGGGACACCUCACCAGGAAGGAGAACAACUCCAGACUGUGUGGACCUGGCAGGGCUUCUUACUUCGGGCUCCUCUGCAUGGCGCCUGGCCUAGCCCUUAUGCCUUGCCAAGGCUGAAUGAAAUGGAAACCGGAACCCCCCAGUGAGUGAAUGGACUGGGUUUGACAGACUAAGAUGCUGCAGCAGAGCGAGUCUUGCCAGCACGUUUUUUUUUUUCUUACCAUGUAAGUUAAGCUCCUUUGCAGGAUGGACACAAGCGAAGGCAGAGGAGUGCAGUGGAAGGAGGCAGUCCUUCCUGCCGCCCACACGGGUAAGGAAAGGAGUGGAGGGGUUUGGAACGGGGGUCUCCCUCCCAGCUCGAGCCGGGAAAAGAAGCCCCUAAGCAAGGAGCUUGAGGAGCCUCCCUGCUCCCCUCACGACGCAGUUGGCAUCCCCAAAGAGGAGGCAGAGGCUCAGCUGUUUGACCUCGUGUGCUGCUCCCAUCCCUUUUAUCAGAUUCACUGCAGAGCAGAUGCAUCAAGCUGAAGUUCAAUUCCCAACGGACUAAUGAAAAGAGGGCAACAGACGUGAGGAGAGUCAAAACUCGGACAUGGGUAUUAAUCACAGGCUACAGAAACACGUCGGCUUUAAUGUCUGCUGUUUUUAUCUUGAAAUGAAAAUGUAUCUCUGCCGCCCAGACCCUUUUUCUCUGAGUAUUUCAACACAGGAAAAUGAAAAAAAAAAAAAAGAGAGACCUGCCCCACCACAUGCACUAAUACACAUAGACACAUGGGCACCCGUGCAUACUUUAAGGGCUCUUUUCCCAAGAGAAACAAGACCACGGGUUGUGUCUAUUUGCAGAAACUAAUUUACAGAAUCAAUCGCUAGUUUCAGCUAUAGGCUGCUGUGUCUCUGGGGAAGAAGGAGGGAAAGAGAAGGGGUCCACUCUUGGGAAGGGCUUGCUAGGGGCUCUGGGACGGGGUCUCGGCUCUGGCCUGUGGGUUAUAGAUGAGAAUAUAGCAUGCACACACACACACACACACACACACACACACACACACACCUACAUGAAGAAGCAUCCCCCUCCCACCCCAGUCAAUGUGGAAUCAAGAGUCUGGAUCCCCCGAGCACCCCUGCUCCCUUAUAUGCUGAGAGGAGUCCCUCGUGGGUGACAUUCAUGUGCAAUCUUGUUCUUCUUCAUUAGCAAAUUUCUGGGGGGUGGGUGAGAAUGAGGCAAAAUCUUAGGGCAGAGAGUAGAGAAGACAUUAGAUCUGAACCCCAAGGCUGAUCACUCAAAAGGCAGCAGUAGAGAGGAUGAAGAUAAAGUGACUGCGAGUCGAAGAGGGAAGGGAGAGUCUGGGUCCGAGCGAGAGCAGCAGCCGCUCUGCCAGGCAGCCAAAGUGUGGCACUGUUUGGAAGCUCGAGCCCAGGCUCGGAAACCCAGGGGUGAGGCCCGAGGCGGGAAGCAGAGGCAGCGAGCGACUCAGCUGCUUCCACAGUCGUAGCUGCUCGGAGGACGUUUUAGCUGGACUUGAUCUGCUUGGCUGUGGCGGGUCAGUUCAUCCUGAUUGUUGGUUCCCUGUGCUAGACCAGCUAGGAAAGAGAUGGGAGAAGGCCAGGGAGCAGGUUUGGAAAGGAAACUGCAUGUAGAAGUUGGCUGUUUUCAAAGAAAUCUGUAAGUGUUAAGAGUUGGCCAUGAGGCUAGAGCAAUAGCACAGGGGGUAGGGCAUUUGCCUUGCAUGCGGCCGACCCAGGUUUGAUUCCCAGCAUCCCAUAUGGUCCCCCAAGUAAUUCCUGAGUGCAGAGCCAGGAGGAACCCCUGCACAUUGCUGGGUGUGACCCAAAAAGCAAAAUAAGUAAGUAAAUAAAUAAAUAAAGAGUUGGCCGUGUGAGUCACGGCACAGUGGUUAUGUCAGUGAAGAGAAUGGCUUGGUGCAGCAUUCCUCUGGGAAACAGGUUAAUGUGUCCAAUGUAAGUGGCCAGAGACAGGUCCACUCAGGAAAGUUGGAUACAGUUGUGUCUUGUGUACGUGCCUCUCUAGAAUACAGAAAUAAGCUCUUGCCUGGAAAUGCCUUGGGUUUCAGUGCACUUCAAAUGCCUCUGAGCCUCUGGUUCGGAUGUUGCCCUGUUUCUGUUCAUGUAGCUCCCACAGCUCGGGGAACAGUCCCUGGCACGCAGUAGGGAAACAUCUGGAAAUUAAAGGGCCAGCUUUCUAAAAAUAAAAGGGCCCCCGGCCCUUCUCUGCCGACUCACAACUAAAUCUCUGAGGAUAUGCAAGCCAAGCGGCUAAAACUCAUGAAAACACCCAUCCCAGUGGGCAGCCCUCAGGAGGCAGGUGGGCCAAGUACCACCCUGCUGAAGGCCUUGGUAGCGAUUCAGUAGUGUCUCCAUUUCCCCAAAGAAAGCAGGUGGCCACACCCUCUCACAGGUCACCCCCGCCUGGCUGUGGAGGCCACACUGUGCAUCCAGAGGUUCUGAGUAGUGGGCCCGGGCCUGGCUCUGAUGUGGCAGUGUUGUGUGGUCCCUCUGGCUCUCCCACAUCUGCAGACACCCAACAAGCUACUUUGAUGGGAAACUAGAUGCGGGCGCCCCUCCUGUCCCUCUGCUGUGCUAUGGAAAUGACUCUAGGCAGUUCCAGAACCGGGUUCUUUACUCUGAAAGGCCACGUGACUCCUCUCAUCCCGGCCCUCUGCCCAAAUCAGAAGAUGCCAUCCCCAUCCAGGGCCCCCCGGAAGGCUGGUUCUUGAAGGUCUGAGAUAAGAAGGUCUGAGAUAAGGUGAGCAUGUUUCCCUGGGGCAGCAGGGGAAGUUGGCAGCAGCAUGGCACUGUGGCCUUUGUCCAGUCCCCCAUAGUGGCCCCUGCACUCCCAAGACAGGCUCAUGCAGUCUAGAAGUGUGUGUGUAUGUCUGUGUGUGUGUCUGUGUGUCUAUGCCUGCCUCCACUGUACAAGAGUCUGCGUUAACAUGACCCUGGAACUCUCGCGAGAAGAGCCGUCUGCUCUCUUUAACGGGCUACGUGUCACUUCCGGGAACGCAUUAUCAUCUUGCCCCAUGAACCAGAAGUCCCUUUGCCUGCCUGCCCUUGCCUUGUCUGGCCCCUUCCCCUUCCUGCCCGAGCUGUCCAGAUAUCUCCAGCCGGUGGGGGGGUGGGGGUGGGUACGGAGAGUGUACGAACAUAGAAAGGAGGAAGAACCACCCCAGGAACCUGUUGGGCUGCUCCCCCUGACUGUGCUCCUACCCAUGUCGAAUCACAAACUUCCAGUUUCCAACAACCCAGAUUCUUGCCGUUUCCAAGUAAUUUGUUAAUUGCCUAUUCAACACAGACAGAUAUUUAUUUUCAGCCUUGGCUUGUGGACGCCUACAAACUGAUUCAUGUUGGUGGUCAUUAACGACACUUCCUGUGAAUUGGUGAAUAAAUAUGAUUUUAGAAUUUCACAGUAA